Messenger RNA from Cyprinodon variegatus (sheepshead minnow), 2310 nucleotides. It is a transcript of the gene ddx43, whose product is annotated as DEAD-box helicase 43. Gene Ontology annotation, molecular function: ATP binding; RNA binding; RNA helicase activity. Lineage: Eukaryota; Metazoa; Chordata; Actinopteri; Cyprinodontiformes; Cyprinodontidae. The transcript has 17 exons. The record is from RefSeq and is a predicted model, not a curated record. Bases 1 to 2100 code for a protein of 699 amino acids.
AUGGCUGACUGGGAAGAUGAGUACGACGCAGACGGUGUGGCCAUUCAGGACCCGGUACCUAAAAUAACAGUGACUAGUAAGAAAAUAGUCGGGAGUGGUGAAGAUGGAAAUGUUUAUUUGGGGUUUAAAAGUGCAAACCAGUUUGGAAACUGGAGAGAGGCGAGAGAUGAGCGCAGCUGGGAGGGAUCCGAGUUCAGGAGCCGAAGAGGUCCAACAGUCCGCGGCGGAGGCCCCAGAGAGUGUAGGAGUGGAAACGAGAUGUCCGACAGGUCCAAACCACUGAUUUUUAAAGUGGAAAACAUGUCAAUCGGAAGGAUAAUCGGUCGUGGUGGAGCUAAAAUUCGUGAACUUGAAGAAAGUAGUGGUGCAAGGAUCAAGGUUAACAGGGGAGAUGAUGAAGGAGAAGUGGUUCUGUUUGGAUCAUCUGCGGUUCAGCAAAAAGCCAAAGAAAUGAUCGAAGAGCUUGUGGCAGACAGAACCCCUCAGUUUGGUUACGGUAGAGGGCGGUGCAGCGAUGGGGAAAGGUUUGGAGGAGGAGUGGAUCGAGGAGCCAUGCCCAGUAAUGGCUCGGUGUGGUCACAGGAGGCGAUACAGGCCUCAAAGGAUGCUCCGGCUCGUCCUUUCAUAGACUGGAACGACAUCCGAGAAAACAGAGCAAAGUACGAGGAGCUGAAAUGGAAAGACCUCCCUCCACUGAAGAAGAAAUUUUACAUCGAAGCAGCGAGUGUGUCUGUCCUCACUCCUGAGGAAGUCUGUGAAUGGAGGAAGGAAAAUAAUAAUAUAUUUGUGGAUGACAUAAAGGAGGAGGGAGAGAAGCGACCCAUACCCAAUCCCUGCCGUACUUUUCUGGAGGCAUUCGAACCUUAUCCCGAGAUUAUGGAAAAUAUUGAGCGUGUUGGUUUUGUCAAACCAACCCCUAUACAGUCUCAGGCAUGGCCUGUGUUACUCAGUGGGGAGGACCUGAUAGCGAUUGCUCAGACAGGCACUGGGAAAACUCUGGCCUACCUGCUGCCAGGGUUCAUCCACAUGGAUGGACAGCUUGUGCCCAGAGCUGAGAGGGACGGUCCAGGCAUGUUGGUGCUGACCCCCACCAGAGAGCUUGCUCUGCAGAUUGAAGCAGAGUGCAACAAGUACAGUUAUAAAGGAUACAAAAGCGUCUGCAUCUAUGGAGGGGCUGACAGGAAAGGCCAGAUCAACCUGGUGAAAGGCGGGGUGGACAUCGUGAUCGCCACGCCUGGACGCCUCAACGACUUGCAGAUGAACGAGCUCAUCAAUCUGCGCUCCAUCACCUACUUGGUGCUGGACGAGGCGGAUCGGAUGCUUGAUAUGGGCUUUGAACCCCAGAUUCUGAAGAUUUUGCUGGACAUCCGUCCAGACCGACAGACUGUCAUGACCAGUGCCACCUGGCCCACAGGUGUAAGAAGAUUGGCUAAAUCCUACCUAAAGAAUCCCAUGAUGGUUUACGUGGGCACCCUGGACUUGGCUUCAGUCAACACGGUGAAGCAGACACUGCUGAUUGUUCAGGAGGAGGAGAAAAAGUCGUAUGUUUUCGACUUUAUCAGGAAUAUGCAACCCCUGGAUAAAGUCUUAAUCUUUGUGGGCAGGAAGAUUGUAGCCGAUGACCUAUCGAGUGACAUGUCCCUGCAAGGCAUCGCUGUGCAGUGUCUCCAUGGAGACCGAGAACAGAGCGUCCGGGAGGAGGCUCUCAGGGACUUUAAGGAGAGUCAUGUUCGCAUCCUGGUCGCCACAGAUCUGGCUUCCAGGGGGCUGGAUGUCCACGAUAUAACCCACGUGUUUAACUACGACUUCCCACGAAACAUAGAGGAGUACGUCCAUCGCGUGGGCCGCACAGGCAGAGCGGGGCGAACGGGUGCUGCCAUUACCCUGUUGACGAGAGAUAACUGGAGGAUGGCCUCAGAGCUGAUCUCAAUCCUGGAGAGAGCAGGACAGGACGUCCCAGAAGAGUUGGUGCUCAUGGCGGAGAGAUACGAGAAGCACAGGAGGGAGAAAGAGCUGCUUUCUCCAAGAGAACAUGGAAGGGGUGGAAGAGGAGGUGGAGGGAGAGGCGGCAGAGACCGAGGCCAGAAAUACCGAUUCUGAUGUCUCACGUUGGAAUAGGAUCCAAAGCUGGCUGUGAUUUCUUCACAAUGUACAUAAGUUUAUUUUUUUUACUUUGUUUACAUUUUAUGUAGUUUUAUCUGUAUUGCCAUUUGUAUGCCAGGUAGACACUUUUGGUGUUAAAGAAGUUUUAUGUUGAAAAAUGCCUUGUUCCAAGUCGAGUGUUUGCUUUCUGUGUCUCACCAACCUUGU